This is a messenger RNA of Penicillium soppii, 1650 nucleotides long. RefSeq names its product Zn(II)2Cys6 transcription factor domain-containing protein. Lineage: Eukaryota; Fungi; Ascomycota; Eurotiomycetes; Eurotiales; Aspergillaceae. The coding region runs from base 1 to 1650 and encodes 549 amino acids. Gene Ontology annotation, cellular component: nucleus. The transcript has 6 exons. The record is from RefSeq and is a predicted model, not a curated record. Gene Ontology annotation, molecular function: DNA-binding transcription factor activity, RNA polymerase II-specific; transcription cis-regulatory region binding; zinc ion binding. Gene Ontology annotation, biological process: positive regulation of transcription by RNA polymerase II.
AUGCGGUCCUACACUGGGUGCAUGACAUGCAGAGGCCGCAAGCUCAAAUGCGACGAAGCAAAACCAGUAUGCGGUCCUUGCAUCAAAGCAGACCGGAAAUGCAAGUUUGAAGAGCGAUGUAUAUUUCGAAAUCAGAAAAUCCCUUCAACCCCGCAACGUACACAGAGACGCAGAACUGGCUCGCGGAACAAUCGAGAUAUUGUAGAACAGAUUGAUGAAGACCAAACAUGGGUAGAGGUACCAACUGAAUUGACUUUUGUCCAAGUUGAUGAUCCGUGGUCUCCAGAUGGUGAGCACAUAUUGCCGAGGGAUAAUAUGGUGUCUGCCCCGGACAAGGAAAAUUAUUCAACACCACGAGAUUCUGAGCGACAAGCAGGAAAUUACACUCCUUUGACGCCAAAUGUUGAAACAGACUUGGCCUCAGCAAAACAAAGCUCUUCUUUGCAUCACGAGACAGAGCUAGAUGCAGAUUUGGAUGUUCAAGAGGAUCAGACUGGUGAAACGCCACAAAAUAAUCCGUUUCAGCUUUCCUCAGGGUGGAAUACACCAACUACAAACUUGACCGCAGGCACGCCUGCUAGUAUCGGCUUCUCAGUCCAAAGAGCUGCGAUAUCUCGGAGAACAGCUGAUCCUAAAGUCGUUGUCUCUCACAUGUUACGAAAUUUCAAGGAAGGACCAGGGCAGUGGAUGGACCUCUUCGAUACCACGGCUUACUUUUCAUCGAAAGUCCCCGUGCUGGCAGCUACAAGGCCUUUGCUCAAGUCUGCAGUUUGUGCCCUAUCUGCCAAACACUUGCAACAUGUGUAUCAUACCUCGAUCGGUAAUGACCGAAACAGAUUCCUUCAUUCUUUGGCCGACGAAGAAACAUGGCAAUAUCAAUCUGCUAGACACUAUGACCUAGCACUGGGGUUUUUGAAGAAUGCUAUCGAUCUUGGAACAUACAGCGAUAACCCUUCUGACAAGGAAGAAAUGCUCGCUGCCGUGGCUAUUCUCUGUCUUUACGAGUUGAUGGACGCCCCUGGCACCGCAUGGAAGGCUCACCUCAGCGCUCUUCCCCUCUUCAAUGACACCUCUGCCACGAUGCCGGCCCACUCCUCGGUGGUCAUUCCCAAAACAGCCAUCAAAGGACCCAUAUUUUGGAGUUUAGCGCGGCAAGAUCUACUUUGUGCCUUCAUAAGUGAAACUUAUACCCGCUUGGAUCUCAAAGACAUGCGACUUUGGCAAAACGUUGGGCUGGUAACAGAUGAACAUGGCAAUCUCAUUCCCUCCCCGGCAACUACGCCAUUGGAUUUGCAGAACUCCCUCGAAAUUGAAGAAGACAUGAAAAGCAACGAGCUCACCUGGCUUCUUGGCAAAAUUGCAAACCAUCUCACUGCUGGAGACUCUAUCAUUCCCGAGGACUUCAUACUGCCGCGUGAAGAACGUCCCUACAUCGGAGUAACACAAGAACUUCUCCAUGACCGUUGGGUAAUUCUCAUGUCUGAGCUAGACAAAUGGUACGACUGCCUCCCAUCGACGUUCACAGAAGCGGCACGCACAAAGGCCGACAGCAGCAGUGAUCCACGACAUAAACUGGCAUUGGAGACAUUUGAGCAGAUUUGCCAGGAUCUUGCUACUGGUCAACCAGCCUCAACAGUCGACGGCAAUUAG